ACCGCAGCCCCUCUUCAAUCUAUGAUAGACACUCCCCAGCCGCGUCUGGCCGCCAUUAGCGCUGCCUCAAGUGACAUCACUACGGUGUUCCUCUUUUUGAGAUACAGAUGGAUACAUUGCACUUGAGUUGAGCGCUCAUGCACCUACCGGCCGCACGGUGAGUUGUUCUUCUGUCUUCAAUGCUGAUGAUCUAGUGCGGUGGAGUACCUAUCUGCCGAGUACAUACACACAUUCUGGAAUCCCCUCUGCUGCAUACCUGGUAUCUGGAGAUAAGAUCGGAAGAACCCCGCAGUCUGCCAUCGUCCACAUCUGCUGACUGACUGACUGACUGACUGACUGACUGACUGACUGAUAUUCAUCCUCGUCAAUGGAGUCAAGCAUGGAUCCCUCAGCCACAAAGGCCAACGACCGGGCCGAGCAGGGUCAGCCUGACAAAGAAGCACCGCUGCGCUCGGAAGAUUGCCAACUAGGCCAGAAUGAUGUCUUACAUCCAGCUGUCACCGCUAUAAGCUUCAAGGCCCGGUGCCAGUUGAUGGGUGUGUAUAUACCCCGCAUUCUGCAGCUAGCCUGCUCCGGGCCUGCCCGGACACAUGCUACUCAUCUGCCUGAGAUGUUACUCGUCCAAUAUGUGCGAGAGGUCAUAGUCCGUGCCAGGACGCAUGGCGCGCGGGUGAUGACCAUAGCUGUUAUCUAUCGGGACGUGCACGAUAUUGGGUGUCGUAGGCUAUCAUGA
Aspergillus costaricaensis CBS 115574 is the source of this 733-nucleotide messenger RNA. RefSeq lists its product as uncharacterized. NCBI's taxonomy places the organism in Eukaryota, Fungi, Ascomycota, Eurotiomycetes, Eurotiales, Aspergillaceae. The transcript is spliced from 4 exons. The record is from RefSeq and is a predicted model, not a curated record. The coding region runs from base 368 to 733 and encodes 121 amino acids.